AUGGCAACCUGGACACCUCUGCUCACCCCUCCGCCCGAUGUCUCCCCAGAGGUCAAACCUCCCUUGACUACAGAUCAGGAAGCAAAGUUGAAAAGUUUGAUCGACCAUUUCGGAGCUCCAGGUUUCACUCUUCCUAUCAAGCAGCAUGCAGAGGAAAAAACAGGCCUAGGUGAUCGUGAAAUGAUGUUCUUGUCAAAAGAAACCUUGAUAAGACCAUCUGAACCAGCAACGAAGAACGAUCUUCCAGCUACCAUCGCUCGACUAGAGGAUUGUCUACUUUGGAGACGUAUCGAGGAUAUCGAUAACCUCCAGCGUAUGUCGGAAGAAUGCUCGGAGGAGUCGAAGACGGGUAAAAACCUCGCAUUGGGUUUUUCGAACAAGGGUCAACCCAUAAUCACAUUCUUUGUCAACCGUUCUUUUGUCUCCCUUGAUAAUCCAAAGGCAGUUGAGGGUUUCACCGGACGUGCACACCCUAUGGUUUACAUGCUGGAACGAGCGAAAGAUCUCAUGUGUGCGGGUGUAACGCACACAUUUGUUGUCUUCAACUGGUCAGGCAAAAAAUCGGGUCCCUCUUUACCAUUAUCAGUCAUCAAAUCCACAAAUCACAUUCUUUCCAACUACUAUCCUGAAACUCUUGGGUUGAGCGUUUUUCAGAACAUGCCUUGGGUAUUCAAGACUCUGAUAAACCUCGUAUGGCCCUUUGUCGAUCCGAUAACCAAGAAAAAAGUCAAAUUUGGUACCAUUGAGGGUCAAGAGAUUGUCAAAGAAGGUGAUGUCGACCCCAGCCAGCUACUCAAGGAUGCCGGUGGUAGCGUCGAUAUCCCAUACGAUCAUGCAACCUACUGGCCUGCUCUUUUGCAGACUUGUUUGAAACUUCGAGCGGAAGAAGAGGAGAGGUGGACAGCGUUGGGUGAACGUCAGGUCGGCCGAGAGGAAAAUCUCUUCAAACGACCCAUACUCUCUUCUUAG
Molecule: messenger RNA, 969 nt
Organism: Kwoniella botswanensis
Lineage: Eukaryota; Fungi; Basidiomycota; Tremellomycetes; Tremellales; Cryptococcaceae
Exons: 8
Coding region: 1-969 (322 amino acids)
Molecular function (GO): phosphatidylinositol transfer activity
Source: RefSeq, a predicted model, not a curated record